Ctenopharyngodon idella (grass carp) is the source of this 4310-nucleotide messenger RNA. It is a transcript of the gene pik3r5, whose product is annotated as phosphoinositide-3-kinase, regulatory subunit 5. Gene Ontology annotation, molecular function: 1-phosphatidylinositol-3-kinase regulator activity. The record is from RefSeq and is a predicted model, not a curated record. Gene Ontology annotation, biological process: G protein-coupled receptor signaling pathway; positive regulation of MAP kinase activity. The coding region runs from base 260 to 2884 and encodes 874 amino acids. The transcript is spliced from 18 exons. NCBI's taxonomy places the organism in Eukaryota, Metazoa, Chordata, Actinopteri, Cypriniformes, Xenocyprididae. Gene Ontology annotation, cellular component: phosphatidylinositol 3-kinase complex, class IB.
GUUCUUCUGAACCAUCUCUCUCUGAGUUCCUGUUUAGUGGCAGUAAAGCUCUGCAGACGUGCUGAAGACUGCUCCUGUUGUUGCUGCCAUUGUUUCAGAGUCUAUGUAGGCUGAUGCUGAAGGAUGUGGUUACAUUUCCAUCUCUUUUCAUCUUAAGUGCUGGAUUACGCUUCAAGGACACCGGUUCCAUCUCACCCCGCACACCGAUAAGAGGCAAAGAAAUCAUGGGAAGAGGCUAACAACUCCAGUAACAGUAAAGAUGCAGCACACCUCGUGCACAGAGGACCGGAUCCAGCACGCUCUGGAGAGAUGCCUGGAUGGACUCCGGCCAUCAGAAAGCCUGGCACAAUCCUGGAACGCUGGUUGGUGUAUGAACCGCUGGAGUCUAGAAGAGCUGGUAAAGAGAGACCCAGAUAAUUUUCUCAUUCUGCUGCAGCAAAUUCUCAGAAAAGCCAGAGAGGUUCAACAGGAGUGUCAUUACGAGCUUGUGGCCCCCUUGGCUCUCAUGUUUGAGUCCACACUCCUGCAGAUGCCUCUUUGUCCAUCUAAUGGAGAGAUUCUGACAGAAGCUUGUGAAGUGUUUCAUAGCUUCCUAGCGUGGCCUGAACCCUACUGCAGUGUGUGUCGUAACCUGCUCUCCACCUUAAAUCAAGAGCUUAGAGCUCCAGGAAUUUCAUACCACAGACUGGUAAGAGAGGAACAAGGCCUUGCCAUCUCCACUCAGCGUUCUAAGAUCAUUACGGUGUUGUUGAUGAACCCGGCUGAGGUUCCUGCUGAGUUCCUGUCUGUGGCGGAGCAGCUCAGUGGAGCGGAGGUCUCACAGAGAGAGAGUAGCGUUACACUCAUUAAACACAGCUUCCAGGCAGUGCUCGGAACUAAAUAUCCACUACAGACCAUCAGCAGUGCUCUACAGUGCCUUGGUGAUGAUGAGUUGGCACAGAUUCUGUCCUCAGUGAGUGACUUUCUAGAGUCUGCAGCGGCCAUGACGGAUAUAGCUAAAGCUCGGGAACAUGUAAAGGGUGGCCUGGAGGCACUGCGAGAAAAACUUGGCAUACCAGCCACCAAUGGCACGAUGUCAGAUGGGGUUCUUCAGACGCUCAGCCUUCCAGCAGCCAAGUGCUACACUUUCCAUUGGGACAAGGAUAAUUUUGAUGUUCUAAACGACCUUCUAGACAUAGAGUCUGAAUUGACCCUAUCUCAAACGUCUGAGGGCAUGGAGGAGGAUGAUGUUGACAAUGUUGAUGUGGAAGAUGACGAAUAUGAUGACUUGGAGGAGGGGUUUGUUUCAAAUGGUUGCACUAACUAUCGGGCAUCAACUUUCUCCAAUGUCUCCUCCCUUUCCACUGCCUCCAAAGACUCAAUGUUCUCCACACUGUCGGUUGCUUCCUCCGAAUACUCUCCCCUCUCUACGCUUUCAUCCUCAUCUCAAGCUUCGGGCACAGAUAGUGACUUCUGUGAGGACGCAGAGGAGGACUGUCUGAGCACAGCGUCAGUGUCCAAGGCCAAAACCACCGCACGACUUUCCAAGCGCCUCUCACGACUCUUCAAACCUCGCAGCAGCAACUCUCUCUGUCGAGCCAAGAGCCUGGGCAGCCCUGAGGCUAAAGAUUUAGUAGUGGUCGUCCGCUCUAAGAGAUCCAAUUCUCUUCCACAGCAGGUGCGGCUACGGAGCUCUGAUGUUGGGUUCCCAGUGCCCCCCCUCUCGCAGUUGCAAUACGUUUGCUACAGGAGAAGACCCAUUCUGAGUAGCGAUGAUGAGGAAGGGCCAGCAGGGGCCACUACGCUCAGAGUGGUGGUGUUUGGGGCAGAUCAUGUGGCAGGGAGGGUCGCCCGUGCCUAUGGCAGUCUAAGGAAAAGAGAAAGAGACUGUCCGCACCUCACCAAAGCUUUCAGGAUGAAGUUUUUCUUUGUGCCUGUAAGGAGGGAUACAACUCUAGCCAACUCUUCUUUGAAGAACUCUGGUUCUUCUCUGCAGCUCUCAGCAAGUCCACUGAAACCAGCCGUCUCUAGCAUUGAUCUCAGUGUGAAUGGGACGGAGGACAGCACUAAUGACAUAGCUAAUCUGCUGGGAAUGCUGGAUCCCUGGUAUGAGCGUAACACUCGGAGCCUGCUGGACCUGCCCGUUAAUGUGGUGUGCCAGCAAACAUCGAAAAUUGAGUCAGACUUGUCCGAGGGCACUGCCGAGGAGCGUUUACCGAUAUUUGCUGACCUGGUGCUCUAUUACUGCCGCCAUGCCGCCCGCCCUGCCCUUAUUCAGCUCUAUCAAGCAGAGUUGACACUAGCUGGAGGAGAGAGACGGACUGAAGUGUUUAUUCAUUCUCUGGAACUGGGCCACACAGCUGGUACAAGAGCCAUCAAGGCCAUGGGUGCUGCCAGUAAGAGAUUUGGCAUUGAUGGAGACCGUGAGGCUGUUCCCUUGUCACUGGAAGUGACUUACAACAGAAUACAUAUCAGUGGCAGAAGUCAGAAGACAAUGUCAGAAAAGUCCUGCACCUCCAUAAACCUGCUAAAAGCCUGCAGGAAUCCUGAGGAACUAGAUUCUAAAAUGGAGUGCCUUCAUUUGACAAUGACAGAAGUGCUGAAGAGACAAAACUCUAAAUCAAAGAAAGGCUACAAUCAGACACUGACCACCACACAAGUAAAAGUGGAUAAGGUUCAGGUUAGCGGAACUUGCAACACCACCUUUGCAGUUUGUCUGGACCAAGAUGAGAAGAAAAUUUUACAGAGUGUGACCAGGUGUGAGGUAUCAGUUUGUUAUAAGCCAGAUAGUUCGACUGAUUGGACGAAAGGAAGGGUGUUCUCAUCUCAGACCCAGCCUCUGCAGCCAACCUUCUGCUCUCUUCUUUGCCUCCCUGUUGCAACUUUCAGUGGACCUCAGCCUUGAACACAGAAAUCAGGCUUGAACCCAUAACUCCAGCCUAAGAAGACACCAGUUUUCCACUUUCAGUUUCAAACAACAGUUUUGUAUAUCGACUCUCAGGGCAAAAGAUAAGAUACACUUUUGGGUAAAAACGUUUUUUUUUAUUACAUUAUAUGAGCAUCAUGUCUAUAUGUACUAUAUGUUUUUCCUAAGGGUACAUCCUACUAAAUAUAAUUCGGUAGACAAACUGAGACAAUUUUUGUGAACUUAUGACUAACAUUUGUAUCAGGUUAUGAGACAAAAUCUGAGUCAUCCUUAACCAAGAUUUGGUAUGAAUGGGAUGUUAUUAUUGGAUUGAUUUGGAACUGGGCCUGUCCUGGCUCUUAUACAACUACCAGAAUACUCUUGUUAAUGAACAUUUUCACCAGCAUCCAAAUAAGCACUGUGGACAAUGUAAUAAUGUGUUUGUAUAUAUGACGUAAUUAUUGUAUGUAGUUAUAAUUAAAAUUCUCAGGAAAUAUAUAUAUAUAUUCCUUUACAAUCUUUCCUUUUUAAUUGUUUACUUAAACCCAUUUCGGUCUGGUCAGAGAAUUAAGACAGUGGUGCCUUAGAUUUUAGUCCUUAAAAAUCUAAUGUAUUCAGUGAUUAUCUUUGUAUAUACUUGUCUAUCCUCUCUGCUGUUUUAUUUUUGGUGUUAUGACUUUAACCUGCCUGGUUUGAAUACCCCUUAUUGUAGUUUGGUCGGUUGGCCAACAGAGGUCCUUAUAAACCAAUUCUUGAGUUCUACUCUGUGGCCGCUGGAGACUGAACAGUGGUAAAUAAAAACCAAGACUGUUCAGUCUGUAUGCUGUAAUACUGGCACAGUUUGUAAGUGAAACAAAGCUUUCUUUCUUUCUUGCUUGCUUUCUUUUAAACCACGUGUAUAUUUAUAAUCUAAAAUGAUCAGUAUAACUGUCAAAACAAUCAUUUUCUCCUCUGAUUGUUUUAUAAACACUUAAAAUUGUAUAUAUUUUAACAAGAUUAUCAAGCAGAGGUGUACAAUGUACAUAUGUAUGUGUUUUUAUAUAUAUAAAAAAUAUAUAUAUAUCAUUUUGAGCAAAUUGGGGGAUUUUACUCACUCUCAGGGCAGACUGUUUUUUAAUUAAUAAUGUCCAUAUAUAAUUGUUUAUUAAACUUUGUAGAUGCAUUCCAUUUGUGAUCAUACUACAUUUCAUUUUGUUGUGACAACAUGUUGGAAAGAGUGUUGUGGGUACAGACCAGUGCUACUGAAAUGUACACUGUUAUGCAAAAUGUAUUUUUAAAUUAUUUUGUGAUCCUAGCAUCUCAGAGAACUAAAGUGGUACUUUCCAUGUGACAUGUAUAUUCAUAAGGUGCAUUCAAUGUCUUUAUAUUUGUACACUGUAACAUGUCAAAUUAAAAAUAUAUUAAAUAAAACCCCUUUCAAAUUAAA